Molecule: messenger RNA, 1046 nt
Organism: Lactuca virosa
Lineage: Eukaryota; Viridiplantae; Streptophyta; Magnoliopsida; Asterales; Asteraceae
Source: the annotation of a GenBank genome assembly
CUUGCGACAUCAGUCACUCUAAAAUAAUACUCCGUCAGGCUUCACGUUAUUAACCAAUUCCUUUCCUUCGGCCAAAAAUGUCUGCUAUUCGAAUCCAUCCGCCUACUACGGCGUUGACGACAUCUAUCAAACACCUUACCUGCAACCCAAAUAACCUCAACCUCUUCACCACCAAUUCUCGCAAUUUCAAGCGUUCUGGGUUCAGAAGAAACCUAACCCCCAUCGCCAUGUCUUCCAACCCUCUCGAGGUCUGCGCCAAAUCGUCUAUCACUGUCCCCAAUAGGCUCGGCGACUGUCCUUUUACUCAGAGAGUUUUGUUGACUUUGGAGGAGAAGCAUCUUCCUUACAAUCUCAAAUUAAUUGAUCUUGCUAACAAACCAGAAUGGUUUCUAAGUAUUAGCCCAGAAGGUAAAGUUCCUAUCGUGAAGCUUGAUGACAAAUGGAUAGCGGAUUCAGAUGUUAUUACACAGACAGUAGAGGAGAAGUUCCCUGAACCACCAUUGUUGACUCCACCUGAGAAAGCUUCCAUUGGAUCAAAGAUUUUUUCAACAUAUAUUGGAUUCUUGAAAAGCAAAGACCCUAAUGAUGGAAAAGAAGAAGCUUUACUUAAUGAGUUAUCUGCUUUCAAUGAUUACAUAAAAGAAAAUGGCCCAUUUAUUAAUGGGAAGGAUAUAUCUGGUGCUGACUUGUCACUUGGACCAAAAUUAUACCAUUUGGAGAUUGUUUUAGGUCAUUAUAAGAAGUGGUCAAUUCCAGAUUCACUUCCUCAUCUCAAAACCUAUAUGAAGACUGUGUUCUCAUUGGAGUCAUUCACAAAAACUAUGCCACUCACAGAAGAUGUAAUUGAGGGAUGGAGGCCAAAAGUCAUGGGUUAAAGUCUUAAAUUAACUAUGUUACUUGCAUUUGUAAUUUUGUUAAAUUGUAGCAUUCAUUUGCAUUAUAUGUAGUAUAAGUGUUAUUUCUUACAACAAUUAAUCAAGACAAGUAACAUAUUACACAUAAUUUCCAUGUCAAAUAGAUGGCUACCACGUGUUUUAUGACAUGGU